This is a messenger RNA of Sordaria macrospora k-hell, 987 nucleotides long. NCBI's taxonomy places the organism in Eukaryota, Fungi, Ascomycota, Sordariomycetes, Sordariales, Sordariaceae. The record is from RefSeq and is a predicted model, not a curated record.
AUGGUUAGUGCUUAUAUCAUUGCUUACUGUUCGUCUGGCUUCGACUUCUCGGACAUUACUAACUGGAGGCGUGACAAUCUGAGAUUCCUACGCGCGCCUCACAUCGUUCAGGUCUUUGAUUUCUCUUUUGAGGAUGACAGGGAGGAUGACGGAGAAGAAGAGGGAGAUGAAGAAGGAGAUGAAGGCAAUUCGCCGUUACCGCCGUCGUCCAAGCGAUCAAAAACCGAGCAAGGAAAAUUCGAGCGAACAGAAACGGAGCGAACACAAGCUGAAGUACGAAAGGAAACUCGUGCUACCCGAGCAGGGCAAAAGGCCGCGUCUAUUGCGAGGAAGGCGGGUAUAGCAGAUCACCCUCAAGUUGAUGAUGGCGGGUACAUGAUGCCCGAGAAACCAGGUGUGUCGCCCGGAACCGGUAUGUUUCACUUUGACAUUGAUCCUCAAAACGGUAGGCUUCACUUGACCAAAGGCAAGGUCGCCUCAACUCAUCCGCAGUUCGAAAUAAUGACCGACCGACACGACAGGACGCCCAUAUUAAAGCUGAUUGACUUUGGGCUUGCCCCUUACUCUUGUCGUUCAUGCAGGGAAAACCUAUGGCUGGGUCGCAAAAAUGGUAAAACAGGUUACUUUCUCCCAGAACAAUUCACCAGGGAAUGGGAAGCUGUUGUGGAUCCACCCGAUGCCCAAAACGCGCGGGUAGCCGGGCAAUAUAGCUGGAAGUCCAAUCUCUGGCAGUUUGGCAUGGUGACCAUAACUCUUCGAUUUAAUUCAAGACGUACCAUCCACGCCCUGGGGCGCGCAAACUUGAUAUGCGGAAACGACUUGCCGCUAGAACAACAGAGAUACCAGGAUUUCCCAACUUACGGCUACCACUUUCUCGACCAGCAAUACGAUCAUGUGUCCCUCCGUCUCCGCCACCUGGUCGCCCGCUGUCUGUGUGAGGUUCCCGAUGAUAAGCCAAGUUUCGAGGAGCUUCACGUCGAGAUCUAG